Molecule: messenger RNA, 2100 nt
Organism: Hylaeus anthracinus
Lineage: Eukaryota; Metazoa; Arthropoda; Insecta; Hymenoptera; Colletidae
Product: glucose dehydrogenase [FAD, quinone]-like
Exons: 3
Coding region: 141-2003 (620 amino acids)
Molecular function (GO): ecdysone oxidase activity; flavin adenine dinucleotide binding
Source: RefSeq, a predicted model, not a curated record
GAAAUCUUUAGUUUUGCGGUGCAAUCGGAAGAAAACGUUACAUUGCGCGUACUCGUGCGUAUUACAUCGUGUUUGGCUAAUGUAAAUAAUUGAAAAAAUAUUAAAAUAUUAGGUUCGUGUUAACUUCGACGUAGAGAACAAUGGAAACGUGCAUAGCAGCAGGUUGCAAUGCUGCACUAUCGUCGACGCCACCUACUAUUUUCGCUCAUCUGAUCCAAGCAAUUUUGGCAUCGCAAUGCGCCUUGGGGGGCGGCGGAGGGAUUUAUCCGGCAGAUCGUACCGAGGAAAUUUUAUCUUCCAGAAGGGAAUUCGACUUUGUAAUAGUUGGAGCUGGAACGGCUGGUAGCGUUCUAGCCAAAAGGCUGACCGAAGUAGAAGAUUGGAACGUUUUAUUGAUCGAGGCUGGGGAGGAUCCUAGCCCUGAAAGCGACAUUCCUGGUCUUAUGAUACUCAUGUUUGGUGGAAAAGAGGAUUACGCUUAUGAGGUUGAACCACAAGAGGGUUCCUGCCAGGGCAUGAAAAACAAACGAUGCAGAUGGUCGAAGGGCAAAGCACUCGGGGGCAGUUCGGUUAUCAACGCCAUGAUUCACGUGUUCGGAAACGACCGAGACUACAACGAAUGGGCGAACCUGGGUAACUCGGGAUGGAGCUACGAAGAAGUAUUACCUUACUUCAGGAAAUCCCUGAACUGUUCACCAGAACUGCAAGCAAAAUUAGGGAAAUUUUGUGGAACCAAUGGACCAAUGAAAAUCAGAGAUUAUAGUAGCAAUGUGACAGAUGUACAGAACAUCAUCUUAGACGGUGCACGCGAGUUAGGGUUCGAGAGUUUAAACAGUGAUCGUUUCACCGGUUUCGGGAAAAUCCUAGGUACGAUCGACAAUGAGCAACGUAUGAACGUAGCGAAGGCUUUCUUGUCCCCUGUCAAAGACAGAAAGAACCUAUACGUGUUGAAAUCCAGCAGAGUGGACAAAAUCCUGUUGAACGAUAAAAAAGCAACUGGCGUCAGAGUCACUUUGAAGAACGGUCAAUCGAUAGACAUAAAAGCGUCAAAAGAAGUGAUCCUCUCAGCAGGUAGUAUCGCCAGUCCUCAGCUGAUGAUGCUUUCGGGCAUCGGUCCCAAGAAACACCUAGAAGAGAUGGGAAUCCCCACAGUAGUUGAUCUACCUGUUGGUAAGAACCUUCAGGACCACCUGACAUGGUUAGGACUUCGCAUAAGUUACUUGAACGAGUCAUCCACUCCUCCACUUCCGAUGCAUGUGCUAGACAACAUCUAUAACUAUUUGCUACAUAAUAGCGGCAUGCUUACAAUUCUCCCAGUAGAUCUCCUAGGUUUCGUCGAUGUCAACGAUCCCACGUCUAGGUACCCAAACAUUCAGUUUCAUUUCCUCAUAAUUUCACGGUGGAACGCAUUGCGAGGACACGCUUUCAUGGCAGCGUUCAAUAUUGACUCUGAACAGGAGUUACAAAAGCAGAUCAUGGAAAACGACUUGAUCAUUCCCAUGACGGUUUUACUGAAACCGAAGAGUCGAGGUAGAGUCGAAUUGCGCAGCACCAAUCCAGCUGAAUCCGUGAAGAUUUACACGAAUUACUUUGCUGAAGAGGAAGACAUGGAAACGUUGUUCAAGUCUGUCGAUACGCUCAAGUCUCUAGUGAACACGGAGACGUUUAAGAAGCAUGGAAUGAAAUUGGAUCACGUUGAUAUACCUGACUGUCGAGAGACUAAGCAGGAUUCCAAGGAAUAUUGGGAGUGUAAUGCUAGGCAUCUCUGCACUUCGUUGUUCCAUGCCGUUGGAACGGCUAGGAUGGGUCUUGUAGAUGAUGAAAAGGCAGUCGUGGAUCCCAGAUUGAGAGUCCAUGGUAUCCAAGGGCUGAGGGUGAUCGAUGCCUCGAUUAUGCCGAGUAUCGUCAGUGGAAACACUAAUGCGGCGACUAUGAUGAUCGCGGAAAAGGGAGCGGAUAUGAUAAAGAUGGACUGGUCCAUAAAAGUUCACGAAGAGUUGUAAAAGUUAGCUUAGAUUAAUGUAGAUGUUAUUAUCUUCAUGAAUUCAUUUAAUCAAUAAUUAUUGUUAAAAACUCUUUAUAAAUUCAUUUAACGUAUAA